CCAGUGUCACAUUUUGCAGAUGUUUUAGGCUAAACAGCAUUUGAGUUAAUAGCAUAUGUGUUAUGAGAACAGGAGACAAGCAACUAUGCCUGAUUCAAAGCAUUCACGAUGCCCAAAUCUAAUUAUUUAUUUACAAUGUUAUUUUGUGACUAUUGCCACAAUCCUAGGAACAGGGAUUUUGGGUCUUCCUGUGACGCUUACGAAGUCGGGACUCUAUCCGUUUCUCAUCACAUUCAUCACAAGUGCUCUCAUGCAGGUCCUACUCAUCUACUACUUCACAGACUUGCUGCAGAAAGCGUACGCCUCACAGCUUGACUCGAAAGAGGUAGAAUCAUUUCCUUUGAAAGAAAUGGAAGGUGGCAGUGAUGACAGUUCUGAAGAUGAGCUGUCGAUUAAAAAUGGUGUCAUCACGGGAAAGAUGAUACUGCGUAACGACCGGCCUGCUCUGUACCCGAACCUCCACAUGCUUGGCGAGUUGUAUCUUGGGUGUGGCGUCCGGCAGUCGUUCGACAUUCUCAUCAUACUGCAGUUUGUUGCCUUGCUUAUCUGCUAUGCACUGGCCGGGAGUGAAGCGUUUGCAGAGCUCGUUGGAGUCAGACACAUCUACGUAAUCCCUGGCUUUGUGUGGCUUCUGUCGUUUGCCGUGGUCUUUGCUCUCAAGUUUAUCCAGCCCAUCGUGUCGAUUCUCACCUUUGUUAAAGGCUCGCUUCUUCUGGGAACAACUAUUGUCACAUUUUUUGUGGGCCUAUCAGUUGGACAGAAUGUCAGCACUGAUUUUGCCGCCACUGGUGCCCCAUUCCUGAUGGGAACUGUCGCACUAGGUGGAAUAAUCAACACGAUGCCUUUUAUAUAUGAAAAGAUCGAAUUUAAGAAAGAGAAGAUAAAGAAUUUCCGAUUGUCAGUUCUACUUGGAAUGAUUACAUGUACAGUAUUGAAUAUAUUGUGGUGUUGGGCAGUUUUAGAAAUCGUUCCACAAACUAUAGAAAUGGCCUGUUACAAAGAACAGACGCAUCUUUCCCUGAUGUCUGAGCCAAAUGUCUCCAUGACAACACUUUCAGUACUGACCACCCCAAGAGAAGUGUGCACUGGAGAAUUGUCCUUGGAGAGCGCCGAAAAAAAUGGUGAAAUUUCAACCCUUCCUUUAACAAAGAUUCUGCAUCGAUAUCAUCCAUCAAAGGACUGGGUGGCAUUCCUCAUAGAGCUGUUUAUUGUCAUCAGUAUUCUUGUGUCGUAUCUCACCAUCGGUACCGCUCUCCAUCACACACUGUCUGGCUGGGUAGAGUCAUGCUGGAUGGACGGCACUUUCUCAAGAUUCAUUCCAAAUAAUAAAGACAGUACAUUCUGCAGUUGUAUCAAUGGCAAAUGGUUGUGUAUGGUUGUGAUAUCCUUACUGGCAUUUUGUGUAGUGUUUGCUGUUGCAAUGUUAGACCCACAGGGUUUUGUGGACAUACUGGAGAAGUUUGCCUCGUUUACUCUGAACCUGCAGGCUGGGGUGUAUAUUUUCAUGAUGUUAUUGCGGGCAAACAAUCAAGAAAACAGAAAUGUUAUGGUUCCUCUACCAAUACCAUCAUGGAUGAAAUAUUUACAGUUUUUACUGCCUCUGUAUUUCGGCUUUGCCGUUCUUUACGAUAUUUUUAAUAUAGUGUUUGAAAUGUUUUUGAAAAGUGACACGGCAGGACAUACAGUAUCUGACGUUAACUUCACAAAAAGCACACUCAGUCCAUUGUACAGUACAACAUGGAGCUCAUUGUAUAACACUAGUACAGUAUUUAAUAUUGGAAAUGAAUCUUUGACUAAUGAAACAUUAGGUAUGCACAUGUAAAUGGUGUCAUGUUAAACCUAUAACUGUUCCUAUUUAAUAGGGUGCAGUCAGUGGAGUAGCAUGGGUGGGGCCACCGGGGUGGUUGACCUGGGACUGGUGGAAGGGACUCUGGGAGUGCUAUCGGUCCACUGGUUAGGGGGCACAAUACUGACCUUGCCCCGGGUGCUGCCAACCCACGCUACGCCACUGGGUGCAGUAUUUCUCGGUGAUAUGUUGUAUCUCUAGUAUUCACAUUGGUGGGAUUUUAAUUUUUUACACCCACCAAUAUUUUGUGAGCCAAAAUUAAGUUUUCUCAGUGUUAUUUUAGAUGAAUAUAUAAAUAUUAGAGCUGGCCGGUAUACCGUAUAUACUGUCCGAUAUCGGUAUCAUGUCAAUACCAAUUGACCAUACUGAGUAAAUAUCAAAAUACCAACAUUUUGGUAUUGAAAGAGAGAGAUGAAUUCCUUGAAUAUGGAAUUUAAUUUUAUUUAGAUGAGACUGCAUUUAAAGCCGAAAAUAGCACUUUUUAUCGGUAUUAUAUUGAAUACCGAGGUAAAUUACCCUAAAAAUAUCGAUACCGAUACCGUACCUGAAAUUUCAAUACUGCCCACCUCUAAUAAAUUUAUUUUAAAAAAUUUUGUUUUCAAAAUUAGGAAAAGGAUAUGUCUAUAUUAGUAGUAUCUGUUACUUACAAUUUUAAUAGAAAUUUGGACAGCAAAAACCAUGGUAACAUAAAAGAUCUAUGGAUUCAGUGACUUUCUAGUUGUCCUAAUAUGUGUAUUAGCUCAAAAGUUUUAUUUCCUAAUAUAUAUAUUUUUUGUACAUAUAAAAUGAUUGGGAGGUUAGUCUUAGUUACUAUAGACAUUAGGACAGUCGAACAUUGUAUAUAUAGACUGUGAUAUUUAAAACAACAAAAUAUAUUUAAUAUGAUCUAUUUAAUAGUGGGAAACAUGUUUUGUAUUGACAUCAUGAAGGUAAAUUUUCUGAACAAAUAUUAUUAAGGAUUUCGUAAAUAAUUGAAUGAUUUUGAAAUCAGAAAUGAACAUAUUCUUUAAUUGGGCCUUGUCCGUCCAUAGGGUCUUGAUUAAACAUCUCAAAUUACACAUCUAUGUUAGAAACAACCAUAUGUUUGACAUCCAGUAGCCGAUGAUUAAUUGAUCAAUGUGCUCUAGUGGUGUUGUUAAACAAAACAAACUUGUUCUGUUUUAGAACCACUAACAGUUUGGCCACCCAGCUCCUGUUGGUGGGUUACCUAAUGAUGUCAUCAGCUGGUACAACAGAAUUUACUGUGGUAAAACCAUAAAGAUGAUGUCAUCAGCUGGUACAACUGAAUUUACUGUCGUAAAACCAUAACAAUGAUGUCAUCAGCUGAUACAACUGAAUUUACUGUGGUAAAACCAUAAAAAGUAUGUUAUCAGCUAGUGAUCUUUGUAAUGUUUAUUCUUGCUAAAAUAAAUUGUACAUUUUUUCCCUCAUUUACAGUAUUUCUGCCAGAAAUGAGUAUGGGUAUGGCACUAUGAAAUGAAAUAUUUACAACACGUGUGCUGAAUGCAACUGCAGUUGAUAGGGGGUAUGGGGGGGCCUCCCACAUAAAGAAAAUGGGUAUGGAUUAGGGUUAAGAAAAUCAUACAGUAAUGAUGAUGCAUUAAUUUUAUCAAAAGGUCAACUUAAAAAAAUAAAAUCUGCAAAACAAUUUGGGUAUCACACCAUAGCCAUUUUAAUAAACAGUUGAAAUGGAAUAGGAAUAACAAAAUUUGCUGACAGAGAUCAGUUGUUUUACUGUCACAAAUUUCUCCUUUUAUUGUCUCUGCUAAAACAUCACCAGUAGAGCUAAAUUUACACCAGCAAAUACCGCUGAUAUAUAGCGGGAUUCUCCUCUCAUCUUUGACAAUAUGUCUGAUGUCAUAUAAUUGUAAAUGAAGGUGUUCACUAGAUAAUUAAAUUUCCGUUACAUUCAUUACCUUAUAACGUCAUCACAUUGGUCCAGACGUAGCAACGGGAGUUCGUUCAUAUCUCGAUGAAUAGAAAAAUUACAUCGUCAGGGAAAGUAAUAUCUGAUGAUGUCAUUUUAUACGGGCAAGUUGUCUUAUUGAGUGUUAUUGUUUAUGGAUCAAAAAUAAUUCAAAAUAGAGUAUGAAGUUUCAGUGUUAU
Gigantopelta aegis is the source of this 3952-nucleotide messenger RNA. RefSeq lists its product as uncharacterized. The record is from RefSeq and is a predicted model, not a curated record. The transcript is spliced from 18 exons. Lineage: Eukaryota; Metazoa; Mollusca; Gastropoda; Neomphalida; Peltospiridae. Bases 56 to 1822 code for a protein of 588 amino acids.